Molecule: messenger RNA, 585 nt
Organism: Clavispora lusitaniae ATCC 42720
Lineage: Eukaryota; Fungi; Ascomycota; Pichiomycetes; Serinales; Metschnikowiaceae
Gene: MET28
Product: Met28p
Biological process (GO): regulation of transcription by RNA polymerase II
Cellular component (GO): nucleus
Molecular function (GO): RNA polymerase II transcription regulatory region sequence-specific DNA binding; DNA-binding transcription activator activity, RNA polymerase II-specific
Source: RefSeq, a predicted model, not a curated record
AUGAACUUCCAACCCACGGAUUAUUUGUCCAACGUUAAUCUUGACUUUGGGUCCAACUUCUCGCCCGUUGAAGAGCCCAUAAGUAGUACCGACUUGGACUUGUUCACCCAGUCAGAUUUCUUCGACUUGGAUGUUUUCUCCAAUGGAUUCAGCGCCCCUAACAAAAGCCAUCAGGCGAAAGUGAAGAUUGAAGAUGAUGCUGGCCGGCUCGACAUGGUUUCUCCCGUUAUGGUUUCGCCGCCUGUGGCUGAGCCAAGCCAGUCUAUGGAAGAAAACGCUGCUUCUGCUAAACCAGGCGACUUGAACGAAAUCAAGAGAAGAAGAAACACAGCUGCCAGUGCAAGAUUCAGAAUCAAGAAGAAGUUGAAGGAAAAGCAAAUGGAAGAACAAACCAGACAACUACAAGACAAGUUGAGCACGCUAGAGAAGAAGUUGAAGACUUUGGAAAUGGAGAACAAGUGCUUGAAAAAAUUGAUUUUGGAAAAGAACGAAAAGAAGAACUGUGACUUGCUAGAGAGUAUCAAAAAGCGGUCGCUAGGCGAGUCUGGCCAGGACGAGUCUUCCGGUUUCACGUUUACCAACUAA